AUGUCGCAAAAGAAAAAUAAAAUGUCAUUAAAAGAGUUUAUUGCGGAUGACAAUUUCGGAGGCUCAUGGGCCGAUGAUGAUUUUGAUCCUUCGUCGAUUAGUGUACCAAUCCAAAACAAUCCACAUCUCCCAAAAACUGACAAUAAUGUUUAUGAUUGGCGCAAGCAUAAUCUUAAUAAUUAUGAUCCUGAUGAAAUUCCGAGACCAGUGCAUCAUUAUAAUGAACGGUCAUUUCAUCGUGAUCAUCCUCCCGAGCUUCCAGUAAAUUUUCCAGAGCCAUUUAUUCUCAAAUUUUCAAAUCUUAGUCCUGAUUUCAACAAUGACUUUCUUGUCAAGCUUUUUAAUAAUUAUUUGGAUAUUAUUGGAUGCUUUCCAGAUUUCAUUCAACAAAACCAAUAUUAUUUCCGUAUUCACUACCAGCAGGGCCGUGGGAUUAGACUCAAAAAAUUUAAGCUUUUCUGGGAGCUCAAAGAAAAUGAAAACAUUGAGACUCAUAAAAAAGUUGCAUUUGUGGAGUUUAAUAACUUGCUAGAUUUAAAUCUUUCCCUAAUGUGGGAACAACAGGGAAUUCAUAACCAUGAUAUUAUUAAUUAUACUGAUUUCCUUGCAGGUAUUAAAGCUCGGUAUGAGAAGUACACUGAUCAGGAUCGUCUUCAGAAUAAAGAUGACCAAAUUCACAUUGAAGUUGCCAACUUCGAAGAUUUCUCUAGGUACCAAAAAUCUCAAGAAUAUCAGGAAAGUAUUACUCAUUCACAUCAUGAAUAUAUUAAAAAUCAGCAAAUGAAGAGAAGGGGUUCUAUUGGGUCGCGAACUUUCGGACAUGGUAAUGUGGCUCCCUCAAGUCCUUCAUAUGCACAUGCUCAAUCCAGUUCCAACUCACUUGUCUCAAACUUGGCACAUCAACAAAUUGUGAAACUUGUGGAAGCACCUUCAAAGCCAAAAGCAAACCCAUUUGGGAAUGCUAAGCCGGUUGAUACAUUAUCAAAGGAAUUGGAGCUCGAAGAAAUUAUGAGCAGGCAUGCUAUCAACUCUACCACCUUCAAAUUAGGAGUAAAAGAUAGUGAAUUGAAGGAGUUCUCAGUUAUUCACCCAGAGCCAAUUGCUGAAGCCGAGGAAAAUGCUAAUGAAGAAACUAUUAAUGAAAAAACAGCUAUAUUUGAGAACACAGCUGAUAACAUUGAAGAAAGUACAUUUGUUGAGCCUACAGUCUCGGAAAAAAAGGUCAAGAAAACCCCUAGACUUGUACUCAGCAAAGGAACGUCGAAAUUCAUGGAAGGUAAUAAGACACAACAAAAUGGAAAAAAGAAUCAGAGAAAAUCAAUUGGAAACCUUAAACCAUCAGCAGUUGCCCCUGGUGUUUCGUAUUCGUCUGUGGCUGCCAAUACAUGGAAGUCCAAUUCUGCGACACCAAGCCCAGGUGCAAGUAACAAGUCUAGUCCGGCACCAAAGACAAAAUUUAUGAAAAAGGCUCAGUCCGACUCUCUAUCACAAGAACAAUCAACUAUUCCAAAUAGGGCAACAUCUCCCGUUAUUCUGAAUGCUGUGCAGAAUAAGCGUGAGCAAGCGAUGUUUAAACCAAAGAUUUUGAAACGUAAUGGAAAUGAGCCUGUAAUCCAACAAAAACCAAAACUUGUGACCAAACCUCUUCCUCCAAGUAAUAAACCUGUUGCAGACGUUGAGCUGAUCAAACGCCCGGAUUUGAAACAGAAACCGAUAACAAAACCAAAAGAAGAUGUUAAAGAGAAAAGCGCUAGUUCAACAGCUUUGAUGGCCAAAGAAGGUAAAUCAUCAAAACAAUCAAAGGCACUUACAAGCGUUGAUAUUCGUGCUCUAGAGAAAUCGAGCUCUACUUCACGUGCUAUUGAAGAUGCCCAACAAGCGCCAGCAACCAAUUGUCGUCAAAUAGGCAAGAAUGGGGUAAAUCGGACGAGGGCACAACCAACAGAAAUUAAGGUUAAAGGUGAAACUAAAAUUAAAGGUGAAAAGAAGCCUAGAGGUGAAAAGAGAUCUAAAGAUGAAAAGAAAGCGGAAGGUGAAAAGAAAGCCGAGGGUGAAAAGAAAUCUGAAAAUUAUGAACCAAAACUUAGUGCUAAAGUAGCGGAAACCAAUGGUAGCUCGACUGAGUCCAAUAUUACCAUUCCUGUUGAUGAACAUCCAAAUACUAGUGGUAAUGAGAGGCAUUCUGGAAGAGGUGGAUAUUUGGGCCGCGGAAGGGGAAGGGGAAGAGGAAGGGGCCGUGGUAGAGGCCGUGGUAGAGGACGCGGUGGGUAUCAAGAAGGUGCCUAUUUCGCAAAAACUACUGUCUUCAAUCGCCCAAAAGAAAAUAAAUGA
Molecule: messenger RNA, 2331 nt
Organism: Saccharomycopsis crataegensis
Lineage: Eukaryota; Fungi; Ascomycota; Saccharomycetes; Ascoideales; Saccharomycopsidaceae
Exons: 4
Coding region: 1-2331 (776 amino acids)
Source: RefSeq, a predicted model, not a curated record